Molecule: messenger RNA, 3594 nt
Organism: Saccoglossus kowalevskii
Lineage: Eukaryota; Metazoa; Hemichordata; Enteropneusta; Harrimaniidae
Product: phospholipid-transporting ATPase IA-like
Biological process (GO): phospholipid translocation
Cellular component (GO): trans-Golgi network; plasma membrane
Molecular function (GO): ATP hydrolysis activity; magnesium ion binding; ATP binding
Source: RefSeq, a predicted model, not a curated record
CUCAUAUCAAACAUGGCUGCUGCUUCAUUUCGAUAGCUACUUGUCGGUGAAAUAUUAACCAAAGUAGAGUUUGUCACAUGGGAAGCGCGUUGUAAUAUCUGUGUAUGGACAAGCCGUGAAAAUCGUGAAGUUGUUUUUGGAAUAUUGAAGGUGGAGGUAAUUGAGAUGGCCACGGCACAAGAAGAAACAGAUUUUGACCGUUUGUCAGGAUCAGUCUCAGGUCAACAAGAGAGAGAUGACGCUGGAUCUGGUGCCACAGAGCCGCCAGAAAGUAGUGAAGUCCGGAUCAUCAACCUUAACAGACCCCAGGAAGUGAAAUUUGUGCAUAACUCUGUCAGCACAGCAAAAUACAAUGUCUUGACGUUUCUACCAAAAUUUUUAUUUGAACAGUUUAGGAAAUAUUCCAAUUUAUUCUUCUUGUGCAUAACAAUUAUACAGCAAAUUCCUGGUGUCUCUCCAACUGGCAGAUUUACUACAUUAGUGCCAUUGUUAUUUAUAUUAUUUGUAUCAGCAGUGAAAGAAAUUAUAGAAGAUUUUAAACGGCAUCUAGCAGAUGGUCAAACAAACAAUAGAAAAGUACUGGUUUUACGAGGUGGUAAAUGGGUCAAUUUGAAAUGGAAAAAGGUUGUAGUAGGUGAUAUAGUGAAAAUAGUGAACAGACAUGAGUUUCCAGCUGAUUUAAUCUUGCUGUCGUCUAGUGAGCCGCAAGCCAUGUGUUAUGUAGAGACGUCUAAUCUGGACGGUGAAACUAAUCUGAAGAUUCGUCAAGGUUUACCGCAGACAGCAAAUCUCUUAUCUCGUGAGGACCUCACCUCUAUGGAAGGUAGAAUAGAAUGUGAAGGACCAAAUAGACAUCUUUAUGAAUUUGUAGGAAAUAUUCGACUACGUGGUAGUACGAAAAUGGCUAAUCCCUUAGGAACUGAUCAAAUUCUACUUCGUGGUGCACAACUAAAGAACACUCACUGGAUAUUUGGAGCUGUCAUUUACACCGGUCAUGAUUCAAAACUUAUGAUGAACUCUACAGCUGCUCCUUUGAAAAGAUCUAGCAUGGAAGUUAUGACCAAUUCACAGAUUUUACUUAUGCUGAUAUUACUAUUAUCUUUGGCGUUGCUAAGUGCAAUUGCGUCUGAGUUAUGGGAUAACAAUCAUAGAGAUGAUCACUGGUACUUACCAGAGCAAGAAAACAGUAAUUUCUUUUUGACUUUCAUGACGUUUAUAAUCCUGUACAAUAAUUUGAUACCUAUUAGUUUGCCAGUCACACUGGAAGUUGUCAAGUUUAUACAGGCGUUUUUCAUUGGCUGGGAUAUUGACAUGUACCAUGUAGAUAGUAACACACCAGCCAUGGCAAGGACAUCCAAUCUAAAUGAGGAACUCGGUCAAGUCAAAUAUAUCUUUUCUGAUAAGACGGGCACGUUAACAAGGAAUGUGAUGGCGUUCAAGAAAUGCUCUAUUGCGGGUAUUGCUUAUGGAAGUGAUGAUGAGAAAGAAGAAUUAUUCAAUGAUCCAAGACUUGUGGAAAACUUGCACCGAAGUCAUGAAACUGCUUCUGAUAUCUACAACUUUCUGACACUGAUGUCUGUGUGUCACACUGUGGUUCCUGAAAAAGAUCGAAACGAUCCAGACAUAGUUCACUAUCAGUCAGCAUCUCCAGAUGAAGCUGCUCUUGUGAAAGGAGCUAAAGGUCUUGGAUUUGUUUUCAAUGUGCGAACACCAGAGUAUAUCAUUAUUGAAGAGAUGGGUCAAGUCGUAAAAUAUGAUGUAUUGAGCGUGUUAGAGUUCUCCAGUACUCGUAAAAGGAUGUCCGUUAUAGUUCGUAAUGUGGAAGGAAAAAUACUUUUAUAUUGCAAAGGAGCUGAUAGUGUGAUAUAUGAACGUUUAGCCGAAGGUCAACUAUAUCAAGAUAUAACGUUACAUCAUUUGUCUGAGUUCGCCUCUGAAGGUUUGCGAACAUUGUGUUUGGCAUACCGAGAAAUCAGUAAACGGGAAUAUGAGGAAUGGAGUGAGGUAUAUUACAAAGCUAGCACUUCUAUACACUUUCGGGAUACCAAGUUAGAGGAGGCUGCAGAGCUGAUUGAGAAAGAUUUACAUCUUGUAGGAGCAACAGCCAUUGAGGACAAGUUGCAAUGGGGUGUGCCUGAAACCAUUGAUACUCUGUCGAGAGCUGAUAUUAAAAUCUGGGUGUUAACAGGAGAUAAACAGGAAACCGCCGUCAAUAUUGGAUAUUCUUGCAAAUUACUGCAAGAGGGAAUGCCAUUGAUUAUCAUAAAUGAAGAGACUCUUGAUGAGACACGUGAGACACUACUCCGUCAUGUCAACACAUUUGGUGAUCAGAUUGGUAAAGAAAAUUGUGUUGGUCUGAUAAUAGAUGGACGGUCUUUAAAGUAUGCCCUCUCUUUUGAGCUGAGAAAAGACUUCCUAGAUUUGGCUGUGUCAUGUAAGGCUGUAAUUUGCUGCAGGGUGUCACCUUUACAGAAGUCAGAAAUUGUUGAGAUGGUCAAAAAGAGUUGUAAUGCCAUUACACUUGCCAUAGGAGAUGGUGCUAAUGAUGUUGGCAUGAUUCAGUCUGCUCAUGUUGGAGUGGGUAUUAGUGGUCAAGAAGGACUCCAGGCUUCAUGUGCCUCGGAUUACUCUAUUGCUCAGUUCCGUUUUCUUAUCAAGUUAUUGCUGGUACAUGGUGUUUGGAGUUAUAGUAGACUCAGUAAAGUUAUUCUGUAUUCCUUCUAUAAGAAUAUUACAUUGUACAUCAUAGAGUUCUGGUUCAUAUGGGUUAACGGGUUUUCAGCUCAGAUAUUGUUUGAUCGUUGGUGUAUUGGCUUCUACAAUGUGUUUUUCACAGCAUUACCUCCAAUAGUGAUAGGUUUAUUUGAUAGAAACUGCAGUGAGCAUAGUCUUGUUCAGUUUCCACAGCUUUAUAAACCUUCUCAGAACUCAGAGUUGUUCAAUACAAAGGUGUUUUGGAUGUGGACACUUAAUGCUUUCUAUCAUUCAGCGUUAUUAUUCUGGAUUCCACUCGGAGCACUUGUGGUCGACGUUGCAUGGGGCAAUGGGCAAACAGGAGACCAUUAUUUCCUAGGCAACAUGGUUUAUACGUAUGUAGUGGUAGUGGUCUGUUUGAAGUCUGGAUUGGAAACCGAUGCCUGGACUUGGUGUUCUCACCUUGCUAUCUGGGGUAGUAUUCUCUUGUGGAUUUUCUUCUUUGGUGUGUAUUCAGCACUGUGGCCAACGGUGCCUAUAUCAGCGGAGAUGUCUGGUCAGGCACAUGCAGUGUUUUCAUCAGGUAUCUUCUGGAUAUUAUUAAUUUUGAUGCCCGUCUUGGUCUUAAUGAGAGACAUUGUAUGGAAGGUCAUAAGACGUACAAUGUUUAAAUCUUUAGCUGAAAAAGUACAGGAGGCUGAGCUUCGACAUGAAGACCCGACUACCGUAAUUGAGCAGGCCACGCGUAAAACAUUCACUGAGACAUCUCGGCUGCUGAAGAGCCUGUUUAGAAAAACACCAGAUGGCUAUGCAUUUUCUCAAGAAGAGCAUGGUGUUAUUCCUCAGGCUGAAUUGAUUCGUGCAUACGACACAACGAAGACCAAACCCGAAGGACUGUAA